AUGAAAAUGGCGGUGCAAGAUGGUGGGGGAAAGGAUGAGUUAAAAACACAGUUUAUAACAAGGGAAGGAACUUACAGAUUGAUGACCCUUUCGGAAUAUUCAAGACCCACCAGGGUCGGUUAUACCAACAAUCAAGGCAAUGCUGCUGUUCGUGUGUCGUUUGUUACGUUGCCUGAUCCAAGUGGCAACGGUGACAGGAUUUGUUUCAAUUUUGGCAGGGAACUUUAUGUUUAUGUUUAUAAAGGUGUUAAGAAGGCAGCAGAUCUCACGAAGCCCGUAGAUAAGAAGAUGUAUAAAGGAACAAACCCAACGUGCCACGAUUUUAACGUCGUUACAAUGACACCCGACAGUGUUUCCCUGGUAAUCGGUUUCUCCACUGGGCAAAUUCAGCUCAUAGACCCUAUCAAGAAAGAACUGAGUAAACUAUAUAAUGAAGAGAGGCUGAUUGACAAAACAAAAGUAACCUGCAUCCGGUGGGUCCCUGGUUCGACAAACCUUUUCUUGGUCUCGCACAGUAGUGGACAACUGUACCUGUACAAUGAAGAGCUUCCAUGUGGCACUGCACCUCCUCACUAUCAAACUUUCAAACAAGGUGAUGGUUACACUGUGCAUACGUGCAAGACAAAGAGCACACGCAAUCCAUUGUACAGAUGGGUUGUUGGAUCAGAGGGUUGUUGUGUUAACGAGUUUGCGUUUUCACCAAGUGGUACUCAUCUUGCCGUCGUCUCACAAGAUGGUUUCUUGCGUGUUUUCAACUAUGACACUAUGGAACCUGCUGGCAUUGCACGUAGUUACUUUGGUGGUUUUUUGUGCGUGUGCUGGUCACCUGAUGAACGUUAUGUUGUUGUCGGUGGUGAGGAUGACCUAGUCACUGUGUGGAGUUUCGCAGAGAGGCGUGUUGUGGCACGUGGUCAGGGGCAUCGAAGUUGGGUCAGUGUUGUAGCUUUUGAUCCUUAUACAUCGUAUAGCAGUCAUGAUGAUUUUAGUGGAGGUUCAGAUGAGGACGAUCCAACAGAAAGGCACCCAGUAAACAAUGAACUAGGGCGUGUUAACACAGCUACGUGUUAUAGGCUAGGGUCUGUUGGGCAAGACACUCAGUUAUGUUUGUGGGACAUAACGGAAGAUAUUCUCAAGCAACCGCCAUGUCCACCAAAGCCCAGGGUAACUGGAACCACAACAUCUAGUUUGUCAAAUGCAAAUGGAACAACAUGUCGUGCUAAUGCUGUAGGAGCAUCUCGAGGCAACACUUCUUCUCCGCAACAGACUGAUAACCCGUCAGGGAAAGAUAAGGACUGUGUAGCUGAUGGUAACCUCUCAACACAUAUGCACAAUUCUACUGGUCCAUCUCUUACACAGAGGUUAGCAGGUUUUGGGUUUGGUGACAGAAAGGAUGCUCAUAAACGGAACUUCAGCCUAGCAUCUCGAGGUGGUAGUGGAAGUGGGAGUGCAGAAAAGAGUGGUCAUUCGGCAGCUAAUCGUUCGACUGCUGAUGAUCCGAUGAAACUCAUUGGAACAGCUGCUUGUCCUCGAUUUGAUGAGUGUCCUGUGUUAGAACCGCUUGUGUGUAAAAAGAUAGCUCAUGAAAGGUUAACUGCACUCGUGUUUAGAGAAGACUGUUUUGUGACAGCAUGCCAGGAUGGAUACGUCUACACGUGGGCCCGACCUGGGAAAAUGGGACCAGUGCCACAUAUUCCAUCGAGUCCAACUGCGGUGACUGCCCCUUCUACAUCCACACCAGCUGGAGCUGUUACUUCCAUGCCUGGAGGAACUGUGGUAUAGCAAGAAUCCUGCCCUGACUGCUGCUGUGACAGGUGUCGCAGGGCGGCAGGUGCCCAUUCUGGUCGUGCUCGUGCUGUGCUGACUCUUGGAGCUUGGUGGGCAUCUUCAGCGUGUACGUCUGCCGCCACUCUAUAGUGUGUUCCUUUUCUGACUCACCAGAAGCCUUCUGGAAUAACUUGCUGAAACCACAUAAAGAGUUUGUGUAGGCUUGCAGCAUGACGGGAGUCAAAACUGAGCAGUGCAGAUCAAUAAUCGUUGAUGAUUUUUUUUAGUAUUGCUUUGUGUGUGUGUGUGUGUGUGUGUGUGUGUGUGUGUGUGUGUGUGUGUGUGUGUGUGUGUGUGUGUACUACUAUGCAUGUGCACAUGUUGUUAUGUGGAUGGACAUACAUGUGUAUGCACAUUCUUGUACAUAUAUACAUAUAUUUUUUGUUUGUCUCAAAAGUUUGUUGAAGAUAUUUAUGAAAAUUUUGUGUAUAUGAAGUAUCAUUUCUGUGCUCAUAUCAAUUUCCUUGGCACGGAUCUGGAUUGUGUCUUCUUUUUCAGUGAGCAUCUUGCAAAUGUAUGAAAGUAUAUAAGAAUUAUUGCAAAUUAAUUUCAUUGUUUGUAUGACAUGGUGCUGUCAGUCAAAGUACUCAUUGUUUGUCUUGAAUAUCAGUAUCUUAAGUUAAACACAGAAGAAAAGCUCUCUCCACUGCAUGCUGCAGUUUAUUUUUAAUAAUCUUUGUCACAAUUUGUAAUUUAAAAUGUGAAGUGCAAAGUUGAUGGAGAAUGUUAUAGUUCAAAUAAGUAUCCAUAAAGAUCUCAAAAAAGAAUGCAGUGCAGUCUGCGUUAAGAGUGAUGAUGGUAAGUUGUAUGUACUAUGAUUCACAUUUUUUUUUUUACUUGGCAUAUUGUCAGACAAAAUUGCCUUAUCUUGAGCUUAAAAUAAAUCAAAAGGCAGAAGCCAAGAAUAAUAGCAAACUCGCGGUAAUUAGGAAGUGUGUAAGGAAAGACAUUUGUUUCAAUUCCUGUUACAUAAUACUAAAUAAUGAUACAAAUUUAUUAUUUGCAGACAGACUUCCCAUACAAAAAAAAAGUCUAAAGUAUACUGCUAGUAUAAACGCAGUUUUUAAGAUCUUCGAUGGUGACAUCUCUGGAAAAAAAAAAACUAUAAUUAUUUGCCAAUAAGUAAUAAUAGGCCAGACGAAAUAAGAUUCUACUGCUCAUGUGCUUGCGAACAAGGCCAGGUGGUCGUUUUUGAAUUUUUUUUAUAUUAUUAUUAUUAAAAAAGCCAGAGGUCUCUCUACAGUACCAGCAACAAGUAAAGAGUCGAAUUUCACUAUAUAAGCACAGCCUCAUACAUAUGUGAAAUAUCGUCCAUUAUUUUUAUCAAAGUUAACAACAAACAAUGAAUGCCUUUCCACUGGCUUUCGAAUUGUUGUUGUUACAAAGGAUCCUUUGCUUACGAAACAAACUAACGGGAAGUUUUGACAUUAAAUUUUGUAAUUGCCUAGAAACUAGGCAAGAAGACCCAAAACACACUGCUGGUUGGACAACUAUUAUGAUAUCGUAUUGAUGUUCCCAACAGACAUUGCUUAACUACAAAUUUUCAUUUUCAGAGCAUUUACUUUUCUAGGAAAACAGAAGUGUGAGAAACCUCU
This is a messenger RNA of Schistocerca serialis cubense, 3419 nucleotides long. Its product is annotated as WD repeat-containing protein 20. The transcript has 4 exons. The coding region runs from base 1 to 1779 and encodes 592 amino acids. The record is from RefSeq and is a predicted model, not a curated record. NCBI's taxonomy places the organism in Eukaryota, Metazoa, Arthropoda, Insecta, Orthoptera, Acrididae. Gene Ontology annotation, molecular function: protein binding.